Molecule: messenger RNA, 4796 nt
Organism: Orbicella faveolata
Lineage: Eukaryota; Metazoa; Cnidaria; Anthozoa; Scleractinia; Merulinidae
Product: rac GTPase-activating protein 1-like
Biological process (GO): mitotic spindle midzone assembly; mitotic cytokinesis; Rho protein signal transduction
Cellular component (GO): midbody; nucleus; centralspindlin complex
Molecular function (GO): GTPase activator activity
Source: RefSeq, a predicted model, not a curated record
AAAUACUCCCUGUAGCUUAGUAAUAGAGAAACCGGGAAAAUGUAGUUAACAUCGUGAUAACAUCUAAUACGUUAUUACAGACUUAUUUGCGUAAUUUAUGUAUCAAGGGCUAUUUCUGCCCAAGCUUGCGCGUUUGUACUGCAAGAAGUGUUUUGUUAAACAUGUUUACCGUUGUGUGUUUCGAUUAGCGCGUUUGUUUAAUAUAUUCUAUUUGCAGGUUGUCCUUCACUAAAAGCUUUGAGAACAAACAACUGCACCCCUCCAUCACAGGAAUCUGAAGAUUCAGAUGACGAACAAGAACAAUAAUAAACACAAGAAGAAUGUGUAGUCAGCAGUUUUGUACGACCCCAUUAGUUGCUCUGCUUCCAUUCUCUGUCAGUCGCGUCUCCCUUCCACCCUUAAGAAAGUUUGCUUUGAUUUAGAGAAGAAAGCUUCUUAUAGUCUUAAAGUGAAAGUCAAUACGUUCUUAGGGAAGAAUGCUUUGUUUUUGUUUGGUUUUUUUUUUUUACUUAAAGCACCAGUCAUAACUGCCACCGUAAUUUCUCCUCUCUGAGACCGUUCUUUCACAUACUUCUAUAUACUCUAAGCCUAGACUUCCUGCGAGUCGAUCGAUGGUGUGACGUCUUUGAAUUAUGCAAAUUAGGAAAGUGAUGACGUCAUAAGUUCCUUUUAAACUAUAAGCAGCAAUUAUUUUUUUCAUUUCAUAGGCACUUUAACCUUUGGCCGCAUAAAGCCGUCCUUUUGUAUUCAAGUUUGAUUCUUGCGCUGUUUGCGAAUUUGUUUUCAAAGUAAUUUAAUGAAGUUGGGUCAUUUAGAAACCAGCCAACUUGUUGUUAUUGUUUGUGAAAUAUUGAUAUUCGAUUGUAUGAGGAGAGUUGACUUUUUUUGACACUUUUGGUGUAAUUGUAAUACAGUUGAAAACUGUGUGAUGGUUAAAUAGCAAGUAUAAAAGAGAUAAGAAAUAACUAUAAUAAUGAGUUUUAAUUUAAGUGCAUGGUUCGUUUAAAAAUAUAUGACUUUUAUUCGAGAAUAUUUAACAAUAAAUUCGUUCGUGAACUUGAUCAAUCUAAUGUAUGCAUUUGCAGUUUUUCUAAGGCCAAUUCUUUCUUUUUAAUUUUUUAAACUAUACUUAUUUUCUUGGAUUAUGUUUCCGUACAUUUUAAUUCCUCCAGUCAAUCGACCAGGCUAGGGUUGACCGUGUAAUUUUUCACACAGGCUAAUACAGUAUAACAGGCGGCGAAAAGCGAGACCCGGAGGGGAGCCCCACCCACUACCGGUAAAAUUGUAAAAUUAGGCGAUUUCAUUGCUGGGGGUUGUGUUGUAUUAACUUACGGAAAAGGAGUUGUUCAUGAGCAUAACAUGUAUCAGCGGAAUAGACCAAAUAAACUAAUGUAAAAUUUAUUGAUAUGGAUAUAUGUGGAAAUUUUUGAUGACCGGAACAGACGGCUAUUUUCGUCUUCACAGCCGGUGGAAUUCCGACGGCUGCUAGCUUCUGCUGAGAACCCUGCAAGGGACAACGCAUUUGAUACCAUUUAAGGACAGACAUAAGGGUAGACAUACUCCUUACUAGUAAGGGGUGACAUCGGAACAUCGAUAGAUCAGUCGGAAGAUUGCCGAAACCGAAGUUCUCCAUUACUGAAAGAACCCGAAGUGUUUCCAAUGGCUGUCUUCUUUGCAAAAUCUUUUAAUAUCUUUCUUCGUACUUGGGAGUUUUGUGAACUUCAGUUCAUAGUACCAGUCGAAAUUCAGGGUCAGCAAACGUGCUAAACAAAUUAAGUGAAUUGUAAAGUUUUUAUGCCUAUGGUUCCCAUGGAAAUUUUUUCUACGGAUGAACUAUAGUUUCAACUCCCUUCCGGUGCAAACAGUUUGAGCCUGUGAUCUUUGUCCUGUGGAGUCACCAAAAAAAUCACGUGAGCUCUAUAAAAGGCGUGAUUUGAUUGGCUGACGUUGUGUUUGAAAGAAGUGGAGGGAAAAAACGAACAAGAUGGCCGAGCGGUGAAGGAGGUUUCUUCUCGAGCAGUUUUUCGUUUGGAUUUAGCUAAGGAUAUUACGCAUUUACGCCAUUCAAGUUCCUGAAAGAAUCAAUCAUGUCUGUUGCAACACUUGUUGGAUCUUUUGACGAUGUCGUUCGCUCCGCAUCGGUUCUCGCCGAAGGAAUUGAAGGAGAAUUUAUCAAAUUCGUAUCACAACAAGAAGAAUGCCGGAAGAAAUGGCUCGCUGCAGAGAAUGAAGCUGUUCGAUUGAAACAAGACAUCGCGAAAAUCACGGCUGAAAAUGAAGCGCUUGAAGUAAAACUGAAGCAUGCGAGGAGUCAAGUUGACAUAGAAAUCAAGAAAAGAAUGAAAGCAGAAGCAGCUCAAGAUCACUUGGAAAGGCAAGUCGCACUGAUCCGCGAACUUUUGAAUGACAAGGACACAAUGAGCAGGUUGAAUGACAAUGAGAGACAGACACUGAUGCAGUUGAGCCAGUGUCACCACGAGGACAUGACUAGCCCUAGGAAAAGGCGUUUUAGUGUUCAAGAUGAAUCAACUGGUUCCAUAUUAUCUCCCUCGGACAUCAGUUAUGAUAACACAGAAGAAGACUUGGAUGUGUCUCAUCCCAGGAAACCUAUUAGAAAGCCUCGACCAUCAGGGCCAGAGCUUGAUGUAAGUUUAACUGUUCUAUUAACACCUUUGAUCGUUAAUUUACACAACAAAAUUGCUUCACAAAGCGGAAAAGGGCCAGCUAAAAAAGACAAAAAACAUGCACUCUGCUCCAAGACUGUGAUUAGACCAGAGUCUUGUCAACCAUGUAACAAGAGGAUAAAAUUUGGAAAACUUGCCUUGAAAUGCAAAGAUUGUCGAGCUGUGUGUCAUCCUGACUGUAAGGACCAACUCCCCCUGCCUUGUGUACCAUGCAGUGAAACUCCAGGCUCUGGAAAAAGACGUCCAGAUGAAAACAUUGAGUUUUAUGCCCCCUCCACAGGUCCUAUGGUUCCAGAGAUUGUUAUCAAAUGUAUCGAAGAAAUUGAACGUCGUGGUCUUACAGAAGUUGGAAUCUACAGGGUGCCAGGAGCCGAGCGAAGUGUUAAGGAACUAAAGGAAAAGUUUUUGCAAGGAAAAAUUCCUGAUCUGCGCAAAGUUGAAGACAUCCACGUUGUUUGCGGACUGCUGAAAGAUUUCUUCAGGAAGCUCGCCGAGCCUCUUGUUACGUACUACUUGUGGUCAGCAUUCGUAGAUGCAGCAAACAAGACUGAUGAAGAUGACAGCGCUAGUGCUACGUAUCAAGCAGUCAGCGAACUACCUCAAGCAAACAGAGACACACUGGCCUAUCUUGUCGUUCAUUUACAGAAAGUUUCCCAUUGCACUGAAUGUAAAAUGUCAGCGAGUAACCUGGCUAAAGUGUUUGGUCCGACCAUCGUUCAAAAUUCCUCCAGUAACCUUGAACCUAUGCAGAUGUUACAAGAGGCAAAGUGGCAGCCGAAGGUGGUUGAGCGGCUUUUAUCCAUGCCUGUUGACUACUGGAAUCAGUUUAUAAACAUUGAAGACGAGAACAUUCGAUCUCCCCCGUACAACCCUCAUCACGCAGACGGAACUCCUUUAACUCCCGAGUGUAGACCCGUACCGGAGAGCAUGCUGGGACCCUUGACAGCUUCAAAUGCUAAGUCAGUGAAGAAGAAGGGAAGCUUUCUCUCCAGGACUCCUCUGACACCAAGGUUUGGAAGUAAAAGCAAGCACCCGAGCAAGAGACCAACCCACUUCUUCGCCUCGCCGAUGUUGAAAUAGAUUGUUCAUUAACAGUACAAAUCUCUAAAACAGUGUAAAAGGCUGAUGUAAUGUUUAUGUAUCUACAGGCCACGUGUCGGCCUUUCUCCUUAUUUGAUAUGUAAAGUAAAAAGCCAUCCUUUGAUGACUUGCCGAGUAAUACGACGCUCAACGCACGAUUCUUAUACAAUAGAUUGAUUUAAGUAUUACACAUUGUGGCCCUGUGGGUUCACAUGGUAAAAUAUCACUACUAACUGCGUUCUAAAGGAAAAGCUGCCAUUAUAUUUUUCUGUAAGAUUUUUUGAGGUUUUGCACCAUGCGUUUAAUUCAUCUUUGCCGUGACGAGCGCAUCUUCCGCAAGCUGAAGUCCCAAAUCAGGCUCCAGCCUCAAACGUUACUGGAUAUGUAGAAAAAUACUACUCAAAUCAAACUUAAGGUUUCUCGAGUUUUUCUUCGGGGAUGGCGAUCGUUAUAGUGAAAUGUGGAAGUGUCUGACCUAAGAGCUACAUCGAUCGUCUGUAAAUAUGAUACCAGUUUGAAUAUUGUUUCCCAAACUGUUACAGAAGAGUAAUUUGAACAAAACAAUCCUCGCUUUACAUCAAAAGCAACCUGGAGAAAUUGUCCCAUUGUUUAACUCUGUCAAGAUUCUGCAUUUUCUGUCGUUUUUGUUAGGUCUGAUAUUUCUGCUUCGUUGAGACUAACCUAACGACCCUAAGGAUACAUCCUUGCGCAAAAGAAAUCUCAGAACACACAGGAUUGUAACCAAAUAUUGUUGUAGUUUCCUUUAUUGUAUCACUCCGGGAUCUCUAUGUGCUGAAUACAAUGUUUGUACCUUUAGUAACCCUAUCUUUAUGACUUGUUAAAAGAAACGCCGCCAAUUGAGAAGAUUUUGCCGACAAACUGUCCACAAUCCACACUGUUCUUGCCUCUUGUAGAGCAUAGCAUAACAGCGAUUUUAUUUUAAGACAUAGCUUUUGUCACUUUGUAAUAUUAUUUGAUAUACAGAUUAAACUACCAAGCAGUCUGCGAUCUUACAAGACUGCGUUACAACCA